CCGUCUGGGCGUAAUGUGACUCUUGUCCAUUCCUCCUGCAGUUGUCGGCAACUGAUGUUAUGAUUAUCAGGAAACUCACACAAAUAUCUGCUUAAAAGUUUGCCUAGCGUAUUUGAUAGUGCGUGUCUAUGAUUUGUUACAUCCGGAAAAAUGAAGACACCGACUAUCUGUAUUUUCCAAAGUUUGUAAGAGAUCAUAAUUGUGGGCAUGGUGCUCAUCAUCGUCCUGAUAAAUUGGUCCUUAUGUAGGAUGCUUGAAAGGAAUUGAAGACCAACGCCAUGGGCAAUCAAGACAACUUGGAAGAUGUUUUUGUUGCAGUCAUUCGUCCAAAGAACCAAGUCAGUCUGAGCUCAAAGGAAUAUCGGGCUAAAUCUUAUGAGAUUCUGUUGAUCGAGGUUCCAUUGGAAGGAAAAGAGAAGAAACGGAAGAAGGUUUUACUGGCGACUAAAAUCCAAGCAGAUGGGGAUAAAGCCAAAUCCAUUUUAGAUUAUGUUGAUGAAACAACAAAACCCAUAUCAAACAACCAGGGUUUUAUUGGAAAGCGUGUGGUGCACAUGAAGACAUUUCCUAUUGAUGGGGACAAUGAGGGGAAAGAAGUCUCCCUCUUUAUUGUGCCAAUCAAUGUCAAAGAUAACAGCAAGCCUAUCUACCACCCAGGCUGCCCUAGUUUUUACUGUCUGCACGAUAUCAUGCGUGUGUGUAGCGAGACAAGCACACACUUCUCCCCCAUCACCUCAAAGAUGCUUCUCACUUUAGAUAAGUGGCUGGCUGUGCAGCACACUGUGCCUCACGCCAUUCAAGGUUUGUUCCGGCCCGCUCCAGUGGACCGAGUCAAGACCAACGUGAGUAACCCGGCCUACACCAGCGAGGGCAAGGCCAGCGACGGUGGUCUACACAUGGGCUACACGGCCCUGGAGAUCAAGAGCAAGAUGAUGUCUCUGGAGAAGGCCGACAUGUGCAUUCAUAACCCACUGUACGGGUCAGACCUGCAGUAUACCAACCGGGUGGACAAAGUCAUCAUCAACCCUUACUUUGGCCUUGGUGCCCCUGAUUACUCCAAAAUCCAGAUCCCUAAGAGGGAAAAGUGGCAGCACGGUUCUAACAGUGUGACUGAGGACAAGGAGCACCAGUGGGUGGAUGACUUCCCUCUACAUCGCAGCGCCUGUGAGGGCGACACAGGGCUGCUCACCAAGCUCCUGGAAAGUGGCUUCUCGGUCAAACAGCUGGACAGCGACCAGUGGGCCCCCAUCCAUUACGCCUGCUGGUAUGGUAAAGUGGAGGCCACCAAGCUACUGCUGGAGAAGGGCAACUGUAACCCCAACCUGCUGAAUGGCCAGCUGAGCUCCCCGCUGCACUUUGCUGCAGGAGGUGGCCACUCAGAGAUAGUAAAGCUCCUACUCCAGCAUCCUGAGAUAGACCGGCACAUAGAGGAUCAGCAAAAGAGAUCGCCCCUUGAACUAUGUGAAGAGAACAAGCAGAAUGAAUGGGAGGAGACAGUGAAAGUCCUACAGCAAGCCAGUAAAAAACCAUAUGAGAAAGUGCGCAUCUACCGCAUGGAUGGCUCAUACCGCUCGGUGGAGCUGAAGCACGGCAACAACACGUCGGUGCAGCAGAUCAUGGAGGGCAUGCGGCUGUCGCAGGACACCCAGCAGUACUUCACCAUCUGGAUCUGCUCCGAGAACCUCAACCUGCAGUUGAAACCCUAUCACAAACCCUUGCAACACAUGCGCAUCUGGACAGAGAUAGUCACCGACCUCACUGUCCUGGAUCCACACCGGGAGACCCCGCAGCUUUUCCUCCGCAGGGAUGUGCGCCUGCCCCUCAACGUCGAGAAAAAGAUUGAGGAUCCACUGUCCAUCCUGAUCCUGUUUGAUGAGGCUAGACACUGCCUUCUCAAGGGCUUCUACCCCUCCCUGGACAGCAAGCUCAUCACUCUGGCCAGCCUGCUUCUGCAGAUCAUCUACGGAAACUAUGAGAGCAAGAAGCACAAGCAAGGCUUCUUGAAUGAGGAAAACCUGAAAUCUAUUGUCCCAAUAUCCAAGGUGAAAAGCAAAGGACAUCAUUGGACAAACAGGAUUCUUCAUGAGUAUAAGAGCCUCAGCACGAGUGAGGGUGUCAGCAAAGAGAUGCACCACCUCCAGAGGCUCUUUCUCCAGAACUGCUGGGACAUCCCUACCUAUGGCGCCGCCUUCUUUACGGGCCAGGUCUUCACCAAGGCUAGCUCCAGCAACCACAAAGUCAUCCGCGUCUUCGUGGGUGUCAACACUAAGGGCCUGCACCUCAUGAACAUGGAGACCAAGGUCCUUCUUAUCAGUCUGGAGUAUGGCUCUUUCAUGUGGCAGCUUGGACAUGCUGAUCAGUACUUUCAGAUUCACAGUCUGGACAACAAGAUGAACUUCAUUGUGCACACCAAACAGGCUGGCCUCAUUGUUAAACUGUUAAUGAAGUUGAGUGGAAACAUUACUUCAAAUGAAAAAAGUUUAACAGACAAAUAUGCAUAUGGGUGACUCACUUUCAAAGAACAUAUUAUUCUUGUGUACUUUUUUGUCAGUUGUUUUGUUUGCUUUUGUAGUCCCAUGCUUUUUUGGGAAAAGUCUGUUUUCACCAAAUAGAUUUUGUAUCACAAAAGAACAUCUAUUUUUAAGUCUUUACAUUUUGUUGAUUGGAAAUUAAGGUUUGUUGUAUUUUACAAAUAAUUUCAUGGACUCUUUUGUUCAUGGUUGUAAAUAAUGUAUUUAAUGCUUCAUUUUAAUAAAAUGAAUAAUAUA
Esox lucius (northern pike) is the source of this 2768-nucleotide messenger RNA. It is a transcript of the gene krit1, whose product is annotated as KRIT1 ankyrin repeat containing. Gene Ontology annotation, molecular function: protein binding. The transcript has 17 exons. Bases 279 to 2507 code for a protein of 742 amino acids. Lineage: Eukaryota; Metazoa; Chordata; Actinopteri; Esociformes; Esocidae. Gene Ontology annotation, biological process: negative regulation of angiogenesis; regulation of establishment of cell polarity; cell redox homeostasis. Gene Ontology annotation, cellular component: cytoskeleton; plasma membrane. The record is from RefSeq and is a predicted model, not a curated record.